AUGGUCUCGGCCACUACCCACCUGCCCUUGACACUCCAGGGCCAGGCUCCGUCCCUCAGCACCGACUCCAGGGAGCAUCGGGACAGGGCUGAGCCAUGGCGCCUGGGUCCUCCAACCUCCUGGGCCUGGGGCUGUGCCCUCAGCUUUGGCCCAGACCCAAGUGACGGGAAAGGUUCGGUCCUGGACACGGCCUGGGUGUGGGGGACCCUCCGCAAACCCACCAUCUGGGCUGAGCCAGGCUCUGUGGUUCCCUUGGGGACCCCUGUGCCCAUCUGGUGUCAGGGGAUCCUGGAGGCACAGGUGUUCCAUCUGGAUAAAGAGGGAACCUCAGUCCCCUGGGACAGACAGAAACGCCCGGGGCCUGGGGACAAGGCCCAGCUGGCCAUCCCACAGAGGACCGAGCAGCACGCAGGGAGCUCUCAGUGCUACUUCAGAACCCCCACUGGCUGGUCAGAGCCCAGUGACCGCCUGGAGCUGGUGGUGACAGGAUCCUACAGCAAACCCAGCUUCUUUGCCCUGCCGAGCCCUGUGGUGACCUCGGGAAGGAACGUGAUCCUCCAGUGUGGCUUCCUUCGGGGAUUGAACAGAUUCUUUCUGACCAAGGAAGGAGAAGAUGAGUCCUCUUGGACCGUGGAUGGAGAGCGACACCCUGACGGGCAGAUACAGGCCCUGUUCCCCGUGGGCCCCGUGACCCCCGGGCACAGGUGGACGUUCAGAUGCUACGGCUUUUACAGGGACACCCCCAGGGUGUGGUUGGCCCCCAGCAACACCCUGGAGCUCCUGGUCCCAGGGCUGUCUGGGAAGCCCUCCCUCCUGACCCCGCAGGGCCCUGUCGUCACCUCUGGACAGAACCUGACCCUCCAGUGUCGCUCUGACGUUGGCUACACCAGAUUCGCUCUGUCCAAGGUGGGGGGACAGGACCUCCCUCAGCGCCCUGCCCGGAGGCCCCAGGUGGGGCUCGCUCAGGCCGACUUCCUCCUGGGCCCAGUGGGCACCGUCCACGGGGGCGGGUACAGAUGCUACGGUGGACACGGCCUCUCCUCCGAGUGGUCGGCGCCCAGUGAGCCCCUGGAGCUGCUGGUGGUAGGAGAGGACCCAGCGGGACGGCUCAGACACAGACCUUCCCUCUCGGUGCAGCCAGGCCCCUCAGUGGCCCCGGGGGAGACCGUCACCCUGCUGUGUCAGUCAGGAAACAGGACGGACACUUUCCUUCUGUCCAAGGAGGGGGCAGCCCAUCGUCCCCUGCGUCUGCGCUCCCAGGACCAAGACGGGUGGUACCAGGCCGAGUUCUCCUUGAGCCAUGUGACCUCAGCCCACGGGGGCACCUACAGGUGCUACCGCUCACUCAGCACAGACCCCUACCUGCUGUCACAGCCCAGUGAGCCCCUGGCGCUCGUGGUCUCAGGAGGUUCAGAGGAUCAGCCCGCCCCUCAGUGGAGUCAGGAACAGCAGAGUAAGAGCUCCUCGUCUGUAAAACAGGUGGGAUGGGCUGGAGAUGGAUGCACAGACGCCAGCACAAGUCUGCACACGGCCCUGGUUCCAGUCCCGGCUCUGCCCCGUCCAGGCUGGGUCACCAGGGCCCGACUCACGUGGUUCCUGAGUGUCCUCAUCGGGGUCUUGGUGACCUUCGUCCUGCUGCUCCUCGUCCUCCUCUUCCUCUUCCUCCUACACCAGGGUCAGGAAAGACGCAGGAAGUCAGAUGCUGCCGUGAGCGACGCACACUGAGGUGGGGCUGCAGCUGGACCAUCGGGCUGCCACAUCUGAAGCCCCCCAGGACAUGGCCUAUGCCCAGCUGAACCACUCGACCCUCAGAAGGGGGACAGCCGCACCCCCCAGCCCCCUGGAGGGGGAGCCCCCAGCGGACCCCAGUGAGCACGUGGCUCUCGCCAUUCACUAGCCCAGGAAGGACCUGACCCCAGGCUCCAGAGAUGAGAUCUCAGGGACCCCAGGAGGCACGGGAGCUGCCAGCAGUGGGCACAACCUAACGACCAGCAGUCAGUACCUGGGCUCCUAACAGACCACCAGGAGCCCCUGGGACCCUUUCGGGUCAACUGGUUGUACCCUCAAAGAUAACCAAUAUCCUGACAUUCAUGAAGUAAUGCAACAGACUUGUCUAAAAUCAGUGUGUGGAUGAAAAGAAAACUGGCUCCAAGCUCCACUCCCUCCUGGAAGCUGAAGGGGACAGUCUCACUGAGUUUCUUGGAAUAAUGGAACUUAUUAAGCUGGUGGGAAUCAGGCUCCCUGUUGGCUAAGGGUUCUGCCCAGCUUCCAGCAGCUGUCCCAGUCCUUGCCUUGUGGAUCCUCGCUUCAUCUUUGAAGCCCAAAUGGAAGAUGAGACUUGCUGCCUCUCUCUGAAUGCAUCGGCUGCUCCCCUCUCCCACUGCUGAGGACGUGGGUAACUCUUUGGACCCCUCUAGCUAAUUUAGGAUCAUGCCCCCUUCUCCUCUCAGUCGCAGCUGCAUGAUCCUUCUUGCCAUGUGAGGUAACAUGCCCCAGGCUUGGGGGAUAGGAAAGUAGGUAUCUUUUUGGGGGGGUCUUUAUUCUGCCCAUCACACAUUGUAAGUGCACGCACCAUUCAAUGGUUACUAGUAAACGUAUACAGUUGUGCAACCACACAAACCAGUCGCAGAACACAUUUCUCCGUCCCUCAAACUUUGCUUGCCUGUCUGCAGGUGUGCUCUGAUCUCGGCCGUAGGUGGCCACUGAUUUGCUUUUUGUGUUUAUAAAUUUGCUUUUUAGGAUAUUUCAUAUAAAUAAGAUUAAAAAUAUUUAGUCUUUUCAUCCAGGCUGUUUUCCUAAAUUUAGCAUAAUUUCUUUUGAAUUUUUUUCCGUGUUUAGCAUUGACCUAUAGCUUCUUUUUUUCCUGUUGACUAUAUUCCAGGGAUUGUAUGUACUGUGUUCUGUUCAUUCAUUUACCAAUUAAUAAACACUUGAAUUGCAUCCAAUUGUUGACUGUGAUGAAUAAGCUUGCAAAAAAAUGUUCCACUAUGUCUGUGCAUGUACAAAGA
Messenger RNA from Bubalus bubalis (water buffalo), 3008 nucleotides. RefSeq names its product leukocyte immunoglobulin-like receptor subfamily A member 6. The transcript has 13 exons. The record is from RefSeq and is a predicted model, not a curated record. Lineage: Eukaryota; Metazoa; Chordata; Mammalia; Artiodactyla; Bovidae. Gene Ontology annotation, biological process: cytokine-mediated signaling pathway. The coding region runs from base 1 to 1725 and encodes 574 amino acids. Gene Ontology annotation, molecular function: inhibitory MHC class I receptor activity.